Molecule: messenger RNA, 951 nt
Organism: Dermatophagoides pteronyssinus (European house dust mite)
Lineage: Eukaryota; Metazoa; Arthropoda; Arachnida; Sarcoptiformes; Pyroglyphidae
Source: RefSeq, a predicted model, not a curated record
AUGUGCGUAAUAAGUGUAUUUUGUAUAUCAGAAUGUGAAUUCAUUGGUCUACUGUCAAAAGUUCUUAAAUAUAGAUCAGGAUUUCAUGAUUUUAUUCACAAAUAUCUUAAUUUUAAUGAUCAACGUUUAACAUCCAAUGAUAUUCAUUAUUUAAAACAAUAUCAUUUAUCAUUGAAAAUUACAGGAAUCAUUUUCACUGUUUUAGUGAUUCCGGGCUUGUCGUUUGUUUAUCUUUGCGAAAUAGGUUUAGUAGUUUGGUUUUAUUUCAAAAAUAUCAUUACAUCAACUCAAUUAAUAUUAACCACAAUUAUGCUUGUGUCAUCUGGCUUUCAUAUUGGAUUCCUUAUUACAUCUUUACAGAUUAGUACAUUGAGUGCGGCUUUUUGUACAGAAUUUCUCAAAUUACGUUCAAGACAAUCUUUAAAAUUCUUAAAAAGUAAUCAUUGUCCAAAAAGGAUUUUAAUUAGAAAAUUUCAAUGGAAUUCCUUUCAUCGAGAGUAUGUCAAUCUUUUUCAACAAACAGCAUUACUUAAUAAGACAAUCAGUUUUCAACUUUAUAUCUGGGAAUUGGGAUCAAAAGUUUCAUCAAUAACAACUUGUGUAUUUUAUAGUCGUCAAAUUAGUAUGGGAAUUUCUAAUACAUUCAUAUUCGGUGCAAUGAUAUCGGUAUUUGUUUAUAUAACUGGUUUAUAUACACAAUUAACAUAUUUACCUGCAUAUAAUCAACAAUGUUGUCGAUUAUUACUAGAAUGGAUAGCCAGACAAUCAAUCAAAAAUAAAACGAAGAAACAAAGAAAAAUGAUAUAUGCAUCAAUUAAAUCAAAUUUAUUUACACAAACAAUGAAUCAGAAUAAAUUUGGCUUUCAUUGUGGUCAAAUAUUUUUCAUAACCAAAUUCAAAGUAGUUGAACUAAUUUUGAUGAAUAUUCCUUUAAUUUUAUUGUUCUACAAG